Molecule: messenger RNA, 2364 nt
Organism: Mycosarcoma maydis (corn smut)
Lineage: Eukaryota; Fungi; Basidiomycota; Ustilaginomycetes; Ustilaginales
Product: putative heat shock protein Hsp88
Exons: 2
Coding region: 1-2364 (787 amino acids)
Biological process (GO): protein folding
Cellular component (GO): nucleus; cytosol
Molecular function (GO): ATP binding; ATP-dependent protein folding chaperone
Source: RefSeq, a predicted model, not a curated record
AUGUCCUCCGUCGUCGGUAUCGAUGUGGGUAACGCCUCGUCCAAGAUCGGCGUUGCGCGAGCUCGUGGUGUCGACGUCAUUGCCAACGAGGUCUCCAACCGUGCUACGCCUUCCCUCGUCUCGUUCGGCCAAAAGGCGAGAGCGCUCGGUGAAGCCGCUGCCACCGCACAGACCUCCAACUUUAAGAACACCGUCGGCUCCCUCAAGCGUCUCGUAGGUCGUUCUUUCCAGGACCCUGAGGUGCAAAAGGUCGAAAAGAACUUUAUCAACGCCGAACUUGUUGAUGCCAAGGGUGAGGUCGGCGUCAAGGUCCGUCUUGCCGGUGAAGAGCACAUCUUCUCGGCUACCCAGCUUCUUGCCAUGUACCUCGCCAAGCUCCGCGACACCACCUCCAAGGAGCUCGGCGGUGCCGGCGUCAGCGACGUCGUCCUCUCCACUCCCCUCUGGUUCACCGAUGCUCAGCGACGUGCUUACCUCGACGCUGCCGAGAUCGCCGGCCUCAACCCUCUCCGUCUCCUCAACGACACCACUGCCACCGCCCUCGGCUACGGCAUCACCAAGACUGACCUUCCCGAGGCCGACAAUCCGCGCAACGUUGUCUUUUGCGACAUCGGUCACUCUUCCUACCAGGUUGCCGUUGUCUCGUUCAGCAAGGGUCAGCUUACCGUCCUCGGCACUGCCGCCGACCGCAAUUUUGGUGGACGUGACUUUGACCGCGCUCUCCUUCUCCACUUUGCAGAAGAGUUCAAGGCCAAAUACAAGAUCGACGUCCUCUCCAGCCCCAAGGCCACCUUCCGCCUCGCUGCCGGUUGCGAGCGUCUCAAGAAGGUCCUCUCCGCCAACGCGCUCGCUCCGCUCAACGUUGAGAACCUCAUGGAGGACAUUGACGCCAGCUCCCAGCUCAAGCGUGAAGAGUUUGAACAGCUCAUCUCGCCCUUGCUCGAGCGCAUCACCGUCCCCCUCGAGGCUGCUCUCACCCAGUCCGGCUUGACCAAGGACCAGAUCCACUCGAUCGAGCUCGUCGGUGGUUCUUCCCGUGUACCCGCCCUCAAGGAGCGCAUCUCGGCCUUCUUCGCCAAGCCCCUCUCCUUCACCUCGAACCAGGACGAGGCGGUCGCCCGAGGUUGCACCCUUGCCUGUGCCGUUCUCUCGCCCGUUUUCAAGGUGCGCGACUUUACCAUCCACGACGCUACGCCUUACUCGAUCAAGGUCACCUGGGACAAGGCUGCCGAUGUCCCCGACGAGGACACCGAGCUCGUCGUCUUCCAGCCCAACAACCCCAUCCCUUCCACCAAGAUCCUCACCUUCUACCGCAAGGAAAACUUUGAACUCGAGGCGCACUACGCCACGCCCGAGCAAAUUCCCGAGGGCAUCAACCCUUGGAUCGGCAAGUUCUCCAUCAAAGGCGUCACCCCCAACUCGCAGGGCGACCACUCGAUCGUCAAGGUCAAGGCUCGUCUCAAUCUGCACGGCGUGCUCAACUUUGAGUCCGCCUACACGGUCGAAGAGGUCGAGAAGGAGGAAGAGGUGCCCGUCGCCGACCCUGCUGCCAUGGACACUGACGGCGACAAGGACGCCGCUCCCAAGACCGAGAUCCGCAAGGUCAAGAAGCUCCAGCGCAAGGCGGACCUCACCAUCGUCUCGGGCUUCACCGGUGGCAAGGAUGCUGAACUCGUGGCCGCCAUGAAGGAGACCGAGGGUCAGCUCUACUCGAACGACAAGCUUGUCAUCGACACCGAGGACCGCAAGAAUGCGCUCGAAGAGAUGAUUUACGACCAGCGAUCCAAGCUCGACGACCGAUACAAGCUCUUUGUCACUGCCGAAGAGAAGGAAAAGUAUCUCGCUGCGCUCAACGCGCAGGAGGAGUGGCUCUACUCGGAUGAGGGCGAGGACGCUACCAAGUCGGCCUACGUCGAGCGCAUCGAGUCACUCCAGAAGAUCGGGGGUCCGAUCCAGUUCCGCGAGAAGGAGUUCCAGGAGCGACCCAAGGCUGCUUCGCAGCUGCGCGAGGCUAUCAACAAGUACAUGGAGAUGGCUCAGGGCGGCGACGAGCAGUACAGCCACAUCUCGGAGGACGACAAGCAAAAGGUGAUUGAAAAGUGUGCCACCGUUGCCAAGUGGCUCGAUGACGGUCUCUACAAGCAGUCCGAGCUGCCCAAGAAUGCCGACCCCAAGAUUGUGUCGGCUGACAUGCUCAAGAAAAAGGACGAGGUUAUCUACGCCUGCCACCCAAUCAUGAGCAAGCCCAAGCCUCGCGUCGACACGACCCAGGCUUCCACGCCCGCUAAGGACGACAAGAAGGACGAACAGAAGCCCUCCGCCGAGGCUGCCAACGACGGCCCUGGAGAGAUGGACGUCGACUGA